AAUUGCCACGAGUCUGCCGCUUCAUCCAUGGAUCCUUCCGAAGCGUUCCCUUCAAUCGUUCAAACCCUGGUCCAGCCACUCUUCGAGGUUGCUACGAACAACACCGCAGACUCCUCGGACCACAAGAACUCUUCAACUCCCUACAUAGUCUUCAAUACUCUCAUGCUCGCCAUGGUGCCCGUCUGUAUGCAACUGAUGUUGUACCCGGCGCACCUCGAGGCCCUGGCCUGUAAGCUGAAGGGCGCUAUGGUGGGUGGCAAAACCAGCGACCUCGUUCUACGAGAGAUCAAAGCUGUUACGCGCUAUGGGCAAUACUACGUGUUGGACGAGUACCAGAACCGUCACGGUCACAUUUUGCAGAAGGCCAUUGCCACUCACCUCGCUGACGUCCUUCAGUUGCGAGGCAAGGGAGUUCGCUAUGAAAUGGUGGAACGUGAGCUCGACGACGCAACGCAGGAGAAGUUGAACAUGGUGUCCAAGCGAACGACAGAGUACUGGUCCGAUGAUGACGACGAUGCAACUAUGUACGAAGAACUCAAUCGCAUGCGAGUCGCGUCGCUCCCGAAAUUACAGGAAUGGGUCGAAGUGGAGAAGGGCAUCUACUUCCAGCAGUACUUACAGAGCCCAGAGGAGGACGAAGGUGGUCGAGACACUGUCAUGCGCAAAACUAAGGAAGUCAUUAUGGUGUACGCUUUCAAGUCCAACGAACGUGGUGCGUCCAAGAAGAUCGACAAGCUCAUCAACGAUGCUUUCGCCAAGUACCAGUUGCUAGAACUUCUGAAGCUGGCAAGUGACAAGAAGCGGUAUAUGUACGUGCAGGCUGUGCAGGAAGCAAAACCAGGAGAUGCCGAAGACGGAGGAACAAAGUCGACUCCUGCGGUGGUGUACAAACGAUAUGCUCUGAGUGGAGAGAAAUCGUUUAAGAACUUGUUUUUCGACGAAAAACCGCAGCUGCUUCAGUUUCUCGACAGCUUUAUGGCUCGAUCCGGCAAGUUUGCCAUUAAAGGUUUCCCAUACAAGCUGGGUUUACUGCUGCAUGGACCACCAGGUACUGGGAAGACCAGUCUCAUCAAAGCUGUGGCACAGUACACCAAGCGCCACAUCGUGACCAUCUCAUUGGGAAAAGUUAAGACGAACCAGGAGCUCAUGAACGCCCUCUUCGAUCUUCGUUUUGUCGUGAAAGGUGUGGAUCUGCCUGUGAAUAUGACUUUUGAAGACAUCGUUUUUGUCAUGGAAGAUAUCGACUGCGCCGCAUCUGUAGUAAUGGCACGAGAGAACAAAUCGGACGCUCCACGGAGACAGCGCAAGCGCUUUGCGCCGUCUUCUUCGUCAGCGUCCGACAAGCUGAAUUUGUCGGGUCUGCUGAAUGUCCUCGAUGGAGUCAUUGACUGUCCCGGUCGCAUUGUGAUCAUGACCACAAAUCACCCCGAAAAGCUUGACUCUGCACUCAUUCGUCCGGGCCGUGUGAACAAGAAGCUCAUGCUUGGAUAUAUGAAUGCCACUCAAGUCCAGAAUAUGAUCGAGUACUAUUUCGCAACCACUUUGACCUCAAGACAAUGCGAAAUACUGGGAAAUGCUGUCACCGACGGAAGUGUACCGGUUACUCCUGCUGCAGUGGAGGCCUUGUGCUCUGAACACGAUGAUACUGAUGCCGUACUGAACACAAUCUGCCAGAUGCAGGUGACGGUAUCGUCCGCUGUUGGUAGCGCAUAGCAUUUUGAAAUUGUAAUUUGCAGAACAAUAAUAGAGGCACCCAGCGGUCACAUUGUCA
This is a messenger RNA of Phytophthora nicotianae INRA-310, 1771 nucleotides long. RefSeq lists its product as hypothetical. The transcript has a single exon. Lineage: Eukaryota; Oomycota; Peronosporomycetes; Peronosporales; Peronosporaceae. Gene Ontology annotation, molecular function: ATP binding; ATP hydrolysis activity. Bases 28 to 1713 code for a protein of 561 amino acids. The record is from RefSeq and is a predicted model, not a curated record.